AUGUUUGNAUCUCCACCUACUACACGGAGAUCAGGUCGUGGGAAAGAGCGUGUUGAAGAGACUAUAAAUUCUGCAGCACCUGAGGAUUUGGCAGAACGGAACAAGUGGCUAAUAGCUCAGGUGAAGAUACUGACGGAGAAACAUAGUAAGCUUGCUGAUCGAACGAGACGAUUGGAGCGGAAGUGGCAACUGCAGGCGUCGCGUUCACUGAGGAUGCCCUCAACGCAACGCCGUGUUCCUCGGACGAAACAAAAUAAUUCUAAGAGUAAAGGCAAAGAGGUCUCUGGUUCUGAAGAUGGAGCAGAUGACAGUAUUAUAAGCCUUAAAGAAGGAGAAGAGAUGCCAGAUGAUUGGAUGGAUAGAAACGUCAAUUAUGAGGCAUUUAUGAAGUCUCCUUCUUCUGGAAAUAUUCAGUUUGCCGGAUCUCAGGAAUUGAUGGAGCUGUCAGAUUUUUCACCAUCUCUCAACCAAGCUGCCGCAUCCCGAGCGCGACCAUCUAAGGGCGGUGUAGUACUAGAUUUUGAAGAAGUUGUUCCCGGGGCUGUGACAGGAGGGCAGAGUAAUGCCGGUGAGGAGAGAGGCGGUGUAGAGGUGGAAAGAAGCGUAGACGAAGGGAUUAUAGACGGCGAGGAAGGCAUUAUUGGACAUGGCCCCGAACCGCGUGAUUCCAGGACCGUGGACGGAACUUCCCGAGAUGAAGACAUGGUUGGAGAGAAAGCUAAUGAUACGGAUGAGAAGAUGUGCACGGCAGAUGUACAAGAUGGUGUGGACGACGAAUCUAUGGAUACCGUCCCGUCCACGAAGGAUGACGUGGCCGGGUUGCGUGUUUGUACGGGGUUGUCAGUACUGGUUGAUGGCGGUGUUGCAAAGGUUGUUGCGGGUGAGUUCGUACAGUCUGAAGGUGAAACCGUGGAUGUGAACUAG
This is a messenger RNA of Microthlaspi erraticum, 924 nucleotides long. Lineage: Eukaryota; Viridiplantae; Streptophyta; Magnoliopsida; Brassicales; Brassicaceae. The record is from the annotation of a GenBank genome assembly.